This is a messenger RNA of Lycium ferocissimum, 2039 nucleotides long. Its product is annotated as peptide-N4-(N-acetyl-beta-glucosaminyl)asparagine amidase A-like. The record is from RefSeq and is a predicted model, not a curated record. Gene Ontology annotation, cellular component: vacuole. Lineage: Eukaryota; Viridiplantae; Streptophyta; Magnoliopsida; Solanales; Solanaceae. The coding region runs from base 13 to 1800 and encodes 595 amino acids. The transcript has a single exon.
CAUCCUCCUCUCAUGGCUGCUCUCAUCUUCUUGUUCUUCUUAACCUUUAUUACCCCAUUUUCCUUUUCAUUACCUGAACACCAUUCCCACUUCACCAAACACACUCUUCACCACAACAACACUUCUUCACAGCCACAACAAUACUUUGAAAUAACUCAUCCAUUACCAUUCCCAAAACUCCCUCCUUCAUGCACUUAUCAUAUCCUCAAGCACAACUUCAGCAAUACAAUUGGUCUUCCACCUGUUUCCACCACUUACUCACCUCCAACCAACUGUUCUUGGACACACGUGGCACUUCAGUUCAACGCUUCUUCCAAAGGUUUACAAUAUGAACGUAUCGUGCCGUUCUGGCUUGGCGGUGCUGAGCUCCUACGUACCAGCACCGCCCAGCCUAAUGACGGCGGCGUUUACUGGACUGUAACAAAGGAUGUUACAAAGUACUCAUCUAUUCUGGUCAAACAGAAUAUAUCUCUUUCUGUCAUGCUGGAAAAUAUGGUCAACGACAUUUAUACAGGUGCUUAUAAUGUCAACAUUAGUUUCCUGUACUAUGAUGUUAAGAAAAUGGAUCCUAAUGAUAUGGUUGUGGAUAGUCCGAUAAAAAUGGGAGUGAAUGAUUUGAGAAGUAUUGAGUAUGAAAAACCAGCAGAUUUGAUAAUACCAAUAUCAAGAAAUGGGAGCGAAGGAUUUUGGUUCCGAGUUCUAAACGAAUCGGAGUUGCAUGGGAAGAGAGUUACUAUUCCUAAGAAUACAUACAAAGCUGUGAUUGAGAUUUACGUAUCAUCACACGGGUAUGAUGAGUUUUGGUACUCGAAUCCUCCUGAUUCGUACAUACAAAUGAAUAAUUUGACUACCAAGAGAGGUCAUGGAGCGUACAGGGAAGUUUUGGUGAAUAUAGAUAAGAAUUUGGUAGGAUCUGUGGUUCCAUUUCCUGUUGUUUUUACAGGUGGAAUUAAUCCUCUGUACUGGGAACCACUGGUUUCAAUUGGGGCAUUUGAUCUUCCUUCUUACGACAUUGACCUAACGCCAUAUUUGGGGCUUCUACUCGACGGUCAAGCCCAUUUUCUUGGGCUUGGGGUGAAUGACAGUAUCCCAUUCUGGCUUGUAGAUGCCAAUUUGCACCUUUGGGUGGAUAACAAUUGCACAUUGCUCUGUCAAGUGCAGGCUAACGCUCUUGAUUUGGGUACCCCUAAGUUCAAGAUUGAGCGGAAAUCGAGUUUUCUAGCCCUGGAUGGGUCAUUUGAGGUUGAGUUGAAGAGAAAGAGCGAGAUUUCUUCUUGGGUGAACUCAACAGCAGGGAAUUUGACUACCAUAACUAAGCGAGAAUUGAAGUUCAAGAACAAAAUAUACUUUUAUCUAAACGGAACUGAGAAACAUAUUAAGCAAAAAGUGAAAGAAGAGAUGGAAGUUGAAGUGCUGUCUGAUAGUGGUAGCACAAUCUCUAAGACCAAAGUGAAGAGGAAAUUUCCGCUUACUAUAACCACUAAGACUUUUCCAGCGAAGGAGAAUGGUACAAGCUUGAUACAAUCUUAUUUAGACCAUGAAUGGAAGGAGAAGAAGAAGUCGGACGGAGGUUCUUCAAGUACUUUGACAAACAGGCAGCAAUGCAAUGGGUGGAUGGUUGUUCAAGAUCGCAAUGUUUUGUACGGUGGAGCAACCACUCAACAAACUUAUUCUUACUCUGGUGAAGCUGAUUGCUACUCUCGUGUCGUUUCAGCUGUCAAUGGCAAGCUUAUGAAUGACACUGCAAACAGUCUUUGUGCAGCAGCUCCUUUGAAGUAUGGUUCAUUUUCUGCUUUGUGACACCCUGUUUGAAGAAUCCCUUUUUUGUCCUACAAGCAUCCCGUGUGAAACACUGUAGGAAAUUUUGAUUCCAAAUUUCUUGCCAAAUUUAGUUUGCCUGUACAAUUUAUGUUUUUGUGUCAAAGGUGCAGGCUUCAAUAAGGAUGUGAAGUGUUAGGAAAUUCACUUUUUUUUAAUGAUUUGCUGGAUGUAAUGCUGUUUCUUGUCUUUGUGUUUGAUAUGAACCGGAGUAUUGAACC